AACAGCUGGGAGCAUGGCUGAGACUCUCUCUGUUCAGAACAUCACCAGCUGAGCCCUGUGGAACCAGAUGGAAUGUUGGCACGCAAAGGUUCUGUGGCAGUUGGAAUGUGACAGUUGAUUUGAGGAGGUGGGAGUAACAGCUAUGGGGGACACACAAAGGUGGUGGUGCCUGCAGCCAGGGGUCAGCUCUGUCACAAACAAUGGGGAACAUGUUAACACAGCAACGUUGGUCAAUGCAAUGCAACACAUGGAAAUGAGCCCCAAAGCACUACCUACCUAUGUGGCUGUACUGCCUCUCUGGAUGAUUUCCUGGUCACUAGCACACACUGCUUUGUGUUGUUUUAGUGUGGCUACUGCUGCGGUGCUUUGUGACAGCAUUUGAUGAAAUAGUACACAGGCACACUGGGGUGAGCGCCUGCCACAAGUACUUAAAUAAUCUGACUCCAUGCCAUACUGAAAUGGGCACAAGUGAAAGCCUUUCCCAUAGCUACUGGUAUAUGGUGGCACCAUUACCAGCACCACUCUAAGCGUUGACCACCCACCAUGCCAAGAAAGAAAGCUCCCCACACUGGCCAGAGAGAGGCUACAAGAAGGAAAUCAUUAAGGAAAAAUGAAUCAGAUACAGUGCACGGAUGAUGGAUUACUUGGUCCAACUACCACACCUAUGUAACAGCAUUGGCUCUCAUCCACUAUUUUGUGCUAAACGUCUUGAAACUUUAGGCUGCGCCAACAUUUUCAUGAACAAACCAAUGGUUAUCCAAAUACUCACAAACAAGGAAUGACAGAACACAGCCCUUCUCCAGCAAUGACAUCAAAGCCUCUGGACAUUACAAGGAGAAGGUACCACCAGCAGCAGCAGGUCAAGUGAAAAGCAAAACAGCAAGUAGCCUCUCAACUGAAAAGAGCCCUUCUGCCCAUACACAUGGCAACACAUGAUGAUUUCACAGCAGCUAAGUACCAAGCCCCUGUUGCGGUGUAUUGUGGGAGUGUCCCCAAAGUCAAACCCGGAUACAGAUCGCUGCGAGGGGGAAGCAUCGAUUCAAACUUGCAGCUGUAUGGAAGCAGAUGGACGACAGCAGAUGAAGCCUCUCUUCAGUCUGUACUGAAAGUCCAGAUGAAAAAACAGUCAUGCUUGUGGAGUGGAGAUGGGGGCCUACCUUAUCCCAGAGCCAUUUCCUCUCUGGAGGGCUUGGACAGCCCCACCUUGAAACAGGAUCCCAAAGAACUGGAGGUGAGCAGUGCGGCCAUGGAAACUGCUCAGAUCAAGGACAAGCUCAAGAAGAGGAGGAUCUCUGAGGGCUUAUUUGCAUCACAUAGAGGCUUGCUUGACUCCAGUGGCCCUAAGGAGGUUGCCCUGAAGCCAGCUGUUUCCAGAUCUGCCUCUCAAAGGCUGCUGCUAACUUCCAAGCCCAUGCCUCCCAUUCAGAGCAUCCCUACCUCCCCAGAGGCCAACGGCACAGAUGAAAGGGAGCAGAAGACCUUGGAGAAUGGCAUGGUCAGCUGGGGCCAUGGUGAGGCCCACACUGAGCUGACUCCAACUUCCCAAGAGACGUCCCGGCACUACUUGCAUUGCAAUGAUGAGAAGAUGAGGAAGUCAUUAGGUUCUGCUUUGAUUCCACCUAUCCCCAAAUCAGUGAGACCACCUGACGGAGACUCUGGCAAUUUUCCAAUGCCUCUUUCAAGCUCUCAGCAAUUGGACCAGGCUGCUCUCACUAUACAGGAGUCUGCUGAGAUAAGGUCAAGGCCAGACAGCAAUGCUGAGGAGAAGAUCCUUAAAUCUCUGGAAUUCAGAACUCUGGAACCCAUUUUGCCUGCUCCCCAAAAUGGCUUGACCGGUAGCAUGAAGCCUGCUGAAUAUUUACUGCCAUUAACAACCCUCUCCCUCAGCCAGGCCAAGGAGACAGGACCCCUAUCGAGCCCUCAUCUUUUAAAGGAUGAUGAUUGGAAGGAGAGCAAUGGAAGGAUCCACGUGACAAUAUCCAAGUCAGCUCAGGAGAAAAUGCGCCAGAAGCAAAUGAAAGAGAUGGAGCUUUUGCGUAGUGAGAGGGAGAAGGAAAAGGAGAGAGAGAAGGAAAGGUCCCUGCAGCUCCAUGAGCAAUUGCAGAAUGUUGACACAGAGGUUAUUGCUCAGGAAGUCCCCACAGGUUUUGGCCUGCUUAACACCAAUGGGAUCAUCUCCAUUACACCCAAUGUGACCAACCCCUGCAGAGCCAGUGUUGGUAUUGCCUUAAAGAAACGGGUCAACAGGCCAUCUCUGCCUAGUAUCCCCAUCAUCAAUCAUGACAGCAGCUUCAUGCGACACUCAUCAGCUAACUCCCUGCCAGCAAACAUUCUCGAUUCUCCAGAGGGGGAGGAGGAGUCUGAAUGUGGGGAAGCCUUGGAGAUGAGACCCUUCUCUCACCCGGAGCAAGGGCUGGUUGAUGCUCUCAAGUGGCUCAAUAGCAAUGACUGGCCACUGAAGGAGAAAGGACUUUUCAGCAUCAAAUGCCUGGCUACCUGCCAUUCAGAAGUCCUCCUUUGUCGACUUCAUGAUGUUUCCUUGGCAGUUACCAGAGAGGUUAGCAACCUCCGCUCAAAGGUGUCUCGCUUUGCUAUCAGCAUCCUUGGCGAACUCUUCAGAACCAUGAAGAAGCACAUGGACCAGGAGGUUGAGGAGAUUACCCGGGUCCUGCUCCACAAGACAGGGGAUUCCAGCGAGUUCAUUCAGAAAGCAGCUGAUCGAUCCCUGGGCAUCAUGGUGGGGAGUGUGACUCCCAUGCGAGCAAUGGCUGCCCUCAUGGCCGGUGGAGUAAACCAUCGUAACCCCCCUGUUCGAAAGUGCGCCGCUGAACAUUUACUGACUGUUAUGGAACAGAUUGGGGCUGAAAAACUUCUGUCAGGCACCAGAGACAACACAGAACUACUGGUCCAGACUCUGGUGAAGCUUGCUCAAGACUGCAAUCAAGACACUAGGUUUUACGGCCGGAAGAUGCUGAAUGUGCUGAUGCCUCAUCCGAAAUUCGAUGGGUAUUUGAAACAGUCUCUCCCAUCACAUAACUUGCGGAAUGUUAUGGCAACAAUAAAGCAGAAAGGGAUGGAAGACAAUGUAUCUGAACCUCCUUCUGCCAAAGGCCGCCGGGAGUCUAGGAACAGCAGCUUGACUACCUCCCAGGACAGUCUGCCUUCCAGUGAAGGGUCCAGAUCAGACACCCUAGCACCAGCACAGCCGGUGGUUCGUCGCUCAUCUCUCCGUAGUGUGGAAGCAAUGGAGCAGCUCAAGGAGCUGAACAAACUCUUGAUGGCUAAGGAAUUUCAGACACGAAUGGAGGGAGUGACGCUGCUGGUGGAGCAUUGCAGGAACAACCCCCAGUUCGUCUCUGCAAACAUUGUCCAGAUUUUUGAUGCUUUUACCCUGAGACUUCAGGACUCCAACAAGAAAGUGAACCAGCAUGCGCUAGAGUCAGCUGCCUCCAUGAUCCCUAUCCUCAAAGAUGGCUUACACCCGGUAGUGGUCUCCAUGGUGACGGUUGUCACUGAUAACUUGAACUCUAAGAAUUCUGGGAUUUAUACUGCAGCAGUGAGGGUGCUGGACACAAUGAUCGCAAACCUAGGGACAACAGAAUCUUGUGCUGAACUCUUGACAGAUAAUGUGUUGCUUCUACAAGCAUUUGCCAGCAGAGUGCAUUUCAUCAGUGGUCGAGCCAUGCAGGACAUCACGGAACACCUGUCAGCGCUUGUAUCUUCUGUCUACCCUCGGAAACCCCAGGCUGUGGAACGUCACACCCUGCCUGUUCUCUGGUAUUUCCUGAACAACAUGAUCGGAAAUGGGGUGUUACCUGGUAGGAGCGGGAAUGUCAGGACUGUGGUCUGCAAGCUUGUUAAAAGCCUGUACAAAGAGAUGGGACACAGCCUAAAGGAUCAUGCUUCCAGCCAACCACAACAUGUGAUAAAAUCCCUCUGGGACCUUUUAGACAUGGAACUCCAGUGAAGGAGGCCCAGUAGCCUCCAGGACAGUUUACAGUGUGGCACUUGAUGGGGUGGAUAAAUGAAGUGGUGGACAUUA
Molecule: messenger RNA, 4042 nt
Organism: Mauremys reevesii (Reeves's turtle)
Lineage: Eukaryota; Metazoa; Chordata; Testudines; Geoemydidae
Gene: TOGARAM2
Product: TOG array regulator of axonemal microtubules 2
Exons: 21
Coding region: 923-3967 (1014 amino acids)
Biological process (GO): microtubule cytoskeleton organization
Cellular component (GO): cytoplasmic microtubule; cilium
Molecular function (GO): microtubule binding
Source: RefSeq, a predicted model, not a curated record